AUGUCAGAGGAUCUGGCAGCUGAGAGCUGGGGCUCCACACAGAUCACCAUUAAGACAUUUUCCUACAAGUGGACCAUCAGUAACUUCCAUUUUUCUCUGGAGGUUGAAGCCAUUAGCAGUCCAGUUUUCUCAUCAGAAGACAAUGACCAAACAAAACGGUGUUUGAAAUUAUACCAGAACGGGUUUGAUGAAGAAAGCAGAGAUUACCUUUCAGUUUACUUGGCAUUGCUCAGCUGUCCAAAGAUCCCCAUUAGGGCAAAGUUUCAGUUUUGGAUUUUAGAUGCCAAAGGAGAGAAAAGAAAUAAUGUGGAGAGCCAAAGUGUCAAGAGUUUCCUGCCAGACCAACAUUGGGGAUUCAAAAAGUUCAUCCCUCGAGAUUUCCUCUUGUCCCAGGCCCAAUGGCUACUACCUGAUGGCAGGCUCACACUCUUUUGCAAGGUGAGUAUGGGACAAGAUGUUAUUAGCCUUUCUCGACAGACACCCUCAAUCACAGUUCCAAGCUGCAAUUUGACAGAUGAGGCAGGAGAGCUUUGGGAAAAUUCCCUCUGCACAGACUGCUGUCUCUUGGUAUCUGGUCAGGAAUUCUGGGCUCACAAGCCCAUCUUAGCAGCUCGCUCUCCAGUUUUCAGGGCCAUGUUUCAACAUGACAUGGAGGAGAGGCAAAAGAACCACAUUAAGAUCAAGAUCCUGGAGCCUCAAGUCUUCAAGGAGAUGAUGGGCUUCAUUUACACAGGGAAGGCACCAAACCUCCACACCAUGGCCACUGGUGUGCUGGCAGCUGCUGACAGGUAUGGACUGGAGCGCUUGAAGGUCAUGUGUGAGGAUGCGCUCUGCAGGGACCUCUCCGUGGAGAAUGCUGCUCACACUCUCAUCCUGGCUGACCUGCACAGUGCAGAGCAGCUGAAAAUUCAGGCACUGGAUUUCAUCACAGUUCAUGCUUCUGAGGUCUCUGAGACCUUUGGGUGGCAGGUCAUGGUGGAUUUCCAUCCUCACUUGCUGGCCGGAGCAUUCCAUGCCCUGGCUUCUUCACAGAGGCCUUUCUUGGAACCCCCUCUCAAAUGCCUGAAGAGAUAGAUCCUAGCACCUGCUUCCUUGUGACCUACACCUGUCUUCCUGAUGUAGCCACCACUGUUUUUACCAGGGACUCCUAGGUAGACUAUGGUAUUGUUGCCAUGUUUAAAGUGAAUUUCGGGAAGGAUAGCAUCGUGGCUCAGGAUAUAAACAGCUGGAAAGAAGGUGAAAUCAUGAUCAG
Psammomys obesus (fat sand rat) is the source of this 1252-nucleotide messenger RNA. Its product is annotated as speckle-type POZ protein-like. The record is from RefSeq and is a predicted model, not a curated record. Lineage: Eukaryota; Metazoa; Chordata; Mammalia; Rodentia; Muridae. Gene Ontology annotation, cellular component: nucleus; cytoplasm. Gene Ontology annotation, molecular function: ubiquitin protein ligase binding. Gene Ontology annotation, biological process: proteasome-mediated ubiquitin-dependent protein catabolic process; regulation of proteolysis.